This is a messenger RNA of Oncorhynchus tshawytscha (Chinook salmon), 2164 nucleotides long. Its product is annotated as estrogen-related receptor gamma. Gene Ontology annotation, cellular component: nucleus. The record is from RefSeq and is a predicted model, not a curated record. The transcript has 8 exons. Gene Ontology annotation, biological process: regulation of DNA-templated transcription. Gene Ontology annotation, molecular function: DNA-binding transcription factor activity; sequence-specific DNA binding; nuclear steroid receptor activity. The coding region runs from base 256 to 1641 and encodes 461 amino acids. Lineage: Eukaryota; Metazoa; Chordata; Actinopteri; Salmoniformes; Salmonidae.
ACAACAGUUAAGACCUCACUGGCUGGAGUGUCAACACUGCUGCUAGAGGGAAGUCAGUGAGCGCAUGAGAAACAGAAACAGCGAGGGAGCGAGAGAGAGUGACUGUUGCUCCAGUGAAAGUGUGUGUGUAUACGAGAAAAACAGAGAUUGGUAGAGACACAGAGAAAGAGUUGUAGGGAGACACAGACCAACUAAAGAAAGAAAGAGGAAGCUGACAGGGAUUGUUGCUCCUCAGAGUAUGGUGUCAAAGAGCACAUGGAUUUAGUAGAGCUGUACCUCCCUGAGUGUUUCACCUAUCACCCUGACACUGAUAUCCUGGGCAGGAUGUCGGUGAGGGGCUUGGACACCUCCUGUCCCCCCAUAAAGUGCGAGCCCUCCAGCCCCAGCCCCAGCUUUCAGGGGGACAGCCCAUCCCAACCCAGCCCUGAGGGCUCCUCCUCAGACACCAACUCCAGCUUUGGUCUCCUGGGCAAGAGUCACAACCACACCAACGGCUUGGACUCACCAGGGCUCUACGGACACACAGCGGGCAUGGGGAACAAUGGAACAGCCAACAGGCGGUUUGGUGGUGAGGAUGGCCAGGUGAAGUGUGAGUUCUUGCUGGAUUCUGUGGCUAAGAGGCUGUGUCUGGUGUGUGGAGAUGUGGGGUCAGGGUACCACUACGGAGUGGCCUCCUGUGAGGCCUGCAAGGCUUUCUUCAAGAGGACCAUCCAGGGUAACAUCGAGUACAGCUGCCCGGCCACCAGUGAGUGUGAGAUCACCAAGCGGAGGAGGAAGUCGUGCCAGGCCUGUCGCUUCAUGAAGUGUCUCAACGUGGGAAUGAUGAGAGAAGGUGUGCGUCUGGACCGGGUCCGUGGGGGCAGACAGAAGUACAAGAGAAGGAUAGACUCUGAGAACAGCCCCUACCUCAACCCUCAACAUGGCCUGCCACAGAAGAGAACAUUUCCUCUAGGUGGUCUGGUAGAGAAUAAGGUGGUCUCUCUCCUGCUGGUGGCUGAACCAGAGAGUAUCUUUGCCAUGCCGGACCCCACCGUCCCCGACAGUGACAUCAAAGCCCUGACCACACUUUGUGACCUUGCCGACCGUGAACUGGUGGUCAACAUCGGCUGGGCCAAACACAUCCCAGGUUUCCCCUUGCUCUCACUGGCAGACCAGAUGAGUCUACUGCAGAGUGGAUGGAUGGAGAUUCUGAUCCUGCGUGUGGUGUUUCGCUCGCUGGCCCUAGAGGAUAAGCUGGUGUAUGCUGAGGACUACAUCAUGGAUGAGGAGCAGUCCAAACUGGCAGGUGUACUGGACCUAAACAACACCAUACUGCAGCUGGUGAAGAAAUACAAAGCCAUGAGGAUUGACAAGGAGGAGUUUGUUGUCCUCAAGGCAAUCUCACUGGCUAACUCAGAUUCCAUGCAGAUAGAGGACGUGGAGGCAGUCCAGAGUCUCCAGGAUGUGCUCCAUGGGGCCCUGCAGGACUACGAGAGUGCCCAGCACACGGAGGACCCUCGGCGGGCAGGCAAGCUCAUCAUGACCCUUCCCCUGCUCCGGCAGACGGCCGCCAGGGCUGUGCAGCACUUCUGCAGCAUCAAGCAGGACGGCCGUGUGCCCAUGCACAAACUGUUCCUGGAACUGCUGGAGGCCAGGGCCUGACCAGCCACGUGGGACUAGGAUCACAUAGAGGAAGGAUAGGGUAGUGAUGUCAUAAAGGUCAAGAUUAAUGCAGGAAGUGGUAUUGUGCUGGAAGAACAGAGUGAACAGCAAUGAGUGGACCUGAACGGAGACAAAAUGGCUCCUCUGUGAAGUUCCAGAUGCUCUUCUAUUAAUAAGUCAUUGUUGUCCAAUCCUUCUUUAUGUCAUUCUGGGACUGUUGUGAGUUUGACAAGGCUAACACAGCCCUGCUCGCCAUUACAAACUCAGGAGGAGAGGAGAGGAGGAAGGACUGACAUCACCUUAGUGACAGGGAUAACUGCCUUAUGAGGGAUUUUGAUGGCAGUUCUUAAUAUAAACCUAAACAGUGCUAGUGAAAUGAAGAAAGACACCCAAAACUUGAAGAUCCUCUAGGAUUAUUAUUUGUGUGAAACCAGCUCUAAGCCUGUUCAUCUUGCAUUGUAGUGCUUGAAUAACUUUUCUUUUUUAUAUAAAAUGAACUGUGGACAGGCUUGCCAAAGAAUGG